Coniosporium apollinis CBS 100218 is the source of this 1431-nucleotide messenger RNA. RefSeq lists its product as uncharacterized. The transcript has 6 exons. The record is from RefSeq and is a predicted model, not a curated record. Gene Ontology annotation, molecular function: NAD+ binding. NCBI's taxonomy places the organism in Eukaryota, Fungi, Ascomycota, Dothideomycetes. The coding region runs from base 1 to 1431 and encodes 476 amino acids.
AUGGCAACGGCGGCGGUAAUCUCGAACAAGGAGACGCCAGCGGUCAUAAGUCUGGACUCGGAGUUUGGGAACGAGCAGCCUCAUUCAAACGGUGUUAAGCGCGAAGAGGCGUCUCAGGCUCUAGAAAUGGGUGUGCAAUCCAAUGACGACUGGGAGAGCGCGUCCAUGUACGAAGAGCUCUACGAAGAGAUAGACCCGGAUGAUUAUGAGCCCGGAGCGGAUGUUUGUACACCAGCGGAAGCCAAAGCCUACAAGGACAGGCUUCACGAAGUUGGUGCCAACAUGUUCGUCUAUGAGACUAUCACCUCUAGGAAAGUCACGGCAAAGAAGCUCUGCACAGCUUUCGGCGUCAAGCUUCCCGUCUUCUAUGAUAAGCUUGCGGACAGCCACUACUAUCCGCUUCUGGGUGUCGCCAUCAAGCAUGAGAUCUGCAAGCGCCGAAGGCUGCCGCAGUACAAGAACAUAGAUGACGCGGCGAGGCUAUUACGGAAGUCAAAGAAUAUCAUGAUUAUCGCUGGUGCAGGGAUAUCAACAAGUCUCGGCAUACCAGACUUCCGAUCAAAGAAUUCUGGAUUCUACUCCAAACUGCAAGACCAUGGCUUCGAUGAUCCGGAACAGGUUUUCGAUAUUGAGAAUUUUGACGAGGAUCCCACGAUAUUCUACAGCCUUGCUGGUGACAUCAUACCCGACCUACGCACAUGGUCACCCACACACGAGUUCAUCCGUUUGGUACAGGAGAAAGGAAAGCUCCUCACAAACUACACCCAGAACAUCGACAACCUGGAGAGCCACGCUGGCAUCAAGGCUGAAAAGCUCGUCCAGUGUCACGGCUCGUGGGCCACCGCUACCUGUCGCAAAUGCAAGUACCGCGUUCCUGGCGAAGACAUCUUUGACGACGUAAGAGCACAAAGGGUUGCAGUCUGCAAGCGUUGCGUUGAGGAACUCAAAGCGCCCCGUCCUGGCAUGAAGCGGAAACGGAAUCCGAACGGCAACGGCAAGCCCAAGAAGCGGCUGAGCUCAGACGAUGACGAUUCGGACGGGGAAUAUGACAUUCCGCAACCAGGCCCCGACAUCACGUUCUUCGGUGAAGGACUUCCGGAGAAGUUCUUCGAACGGAUACGCAAGCACGACCGGGAGCUCGUCGAUCUGGUCAUCGUCAUCGGCACCACCUUGAAGGUUGCGCCUGUUUCUGAGAUUCCACAGUUCAUCUCCCCUGAGGUCCCGCAGAUCUUCAUUUCUCGCGAUCCCAUCCACCACAUCAACUUUGACAUCAACCUCCUCGGCGACUGCGAUACGAUCGUCGCCGAGCUUUGCCGGAGAGCUGGUUGGAACCUCCAGCAUAAGAUGCUUGACCCCGAUCAGAAGAUUGAGGUGAAACCCUACGAGCAGGACAGCGACACGCAUUUCACGGUUAAGGCUCGGCGUUCCUGA